CUGAGUGGAGUGGAGUAGAGUCGAGUCUCUCUGGCACUCGAGCGACGCAGCGCCCAGCCGAUGCCGGAGCUUCUCGCACCUUGGACGCGUUCGCGAGUUCGCAGGGAUACAACCAAACCGAAUGGAGAAGUCCUGAUGAUUGAGUUCUAUCCUUGAUGGAUUGGCUCUGAAAGAGUAGACCGACUGGGGGAAAAACCAGCAAUGGCCGCCCACCGCAUCAGAGUGACAAGCAACAACAACAUUCUCCCCCGCUGCAAGUCUGAGGGAACACUGAUUGACCUCAGCGAAGGGGUGUCGGAGGCCAGCCUUACUGAUGUCAAAGUGCCUUCUCCCAGUGCCUUAAGACUUGACACCUCCACCUCCUUUGGGACUGCACGAGAAGUUAUUGCUAUUAAGGAUUACUGUCCAUCCAGCUUCAGCACCUUAAAGUUCACCAAGGGUGACCAUCUCUUUGUGCUGGACACAUCAGGAGGAGAUUGGUGGUAUGCCCAUAACAACACAGAGAUGGGUUAUAUUCCUGCUGCUUAUGUUCAGCCAAUCAACUACCGGAACUCCUCCUUCAGUGACAGUGGGAUGUUUGACAAUCUCGGGGAUUGUUCUGAUGAGGGGGCCAAGGAGCUGGACCUUCUUGGGGAGUGGACUGAUUUAGGCCUAAGGCCCAAUAUGCCUUAUGAUGGCAAUCCUUUUAUCAAUCGUUCCUCAACCAACCCCUUCCUCUCUGGGGCUCCACAGGGCCUGCUGGAUCAGAACAGCAAUGAAAAAUCCUUGAAUAACAGCAUAGACCUGUUGCUCUUUGAUACUCCAGCACCUUCCAUGCCAAACUCUUCUGCUGGCAUACCUGUCACACCUAAUGGCUUUUACAACAGUGUCUUUGACAGGACCCCCAUCAGUCCAGGUCUUGAAUUCACACAGUCACUCCAGAGAGACAAUCCAUUUUUUAGAAGCAAACGAUCCUACAGUCUGUCAGAGCUUUCCAUCCUGCAAGCCCAAUCCGGUGGUCCAGUGGCCUCUUCUGGAUUCUUCACUGGCUUGAAAGCUCCAUGCCCUGAGCAGUUUCAGAGCAGGGAGGACUUCAGGACUGCAUGGUUGAACCACAGAAAGUUGGCAAGAUCUUGCCAUGACCUGGACUCCCUAGGCCAGAAUCCUGGCUGGGGCCAGACACAACCUGUGGAGACUAACAUUGUGUGCAAGUUGGAUAGCUCUGGUGGGGCUGUCCAGCUGCCAGACACCUGCAUAAGUAUUCUUGUUCCUAAAGGACAUGUAGCCCCAGGGGACACCCAGCAGAUAUCCAUAAAGGCCUUGCUAGACCUCCCUUUGGAACUCAACAAUGACAAGUGUUCUACUGUGAGCCCAGUGGUGGAGAUUAAACUCAGCAAUAUGGAGAUAAAGACCUUUAUCACCCUGGAGAUGAAGGUAUCUGUCGUGGUAAAGAAAGAGAGCCAGCAGGCAGCAGAGGUGAUAUGUGUUCGCAGUGACUUCAAGGAAGGCCCUUAUGUCCCAAUCACCCAGACCUACUUUUACGGGGACACAGUUCAAGUCCAGCUGGACAACCUGGAGCCCUGCAUGUAUGUGGCUGCAGUGGUGCAAGCCCAGCAUACUUCCCAGAAUUCGACAGUUUGGGACCAUAUGGUCAGAAAGGUCACAUUGGGAGUGUAUGGGCCAAAGCAUAUCCACCCUUCCUUUAAGACUGUUGUGGCUAUUUUUGGACAUGAUUGCGCUCCAAAAACAUUGCUGGUGAAUGAGGUUGGGAAGCAGGCUAAUGCCACCCCUCCAGUAGCUCUGCAGCUGUGGGGGAAGCACCAGUUCAUCCUGACAAAACCACAGGACUUACAAGUCGGUGUUUACUCUAACAUGUCUAACUAUGAGGUAAAGGCUAAGGAACAGGCAAGAGUUGUGCGGGGUUUCCAGAUCAAACUGGGCAAGGUGAGCCGCCUCAUUUACUUGAUCUCAUCUCGCAAUGUGGAUGAAAUCUCUGACUUCACCUUAAGGGUUCAAGUGAAAGAUGACCAGGACUGCAUCUUGGCCCAGUUCUGUGUACAAACACCGCAACCCCCACCUAAAACAGGUGUGCGGUCCACAGGUCAAAGGAGGUUUUUAAAGAAGAAAGAAGUUGGCAAAAUUAUUCUAUCACCUCUGGCUAUCACCACCAAAUACCCAACUUUUCAAGAACGUUGUGUCUCCAACUUAAAAUACGGGAAGUUGCUCAAGACUGUGAUCAGGCAAACCAAAAACCAGUACCUCCUGGAAUACAAGAAAGGGGACAUAAUAGCACUCCUGAGUGAGGAGAAAAUUAAGCUCAAAGGACAGCUGUGGACUAAAGAGUGGUACAUUGGAUAUUAUCAAGGAAAGACUGGACUUGUCCAUGCAAAAAAUGUUUUGAUCAUAGGAAAGGUCAAGCCAAUUUAUUUUUGUGGUCCAGACCUCACCACCACUGUGUUACUUGAUCAGAUCUUAAAGCCUUGCAAGUUUCUCACCUAUAUUUAUGCCUCCGUGAGAACAGUACUGAUGGAGAACAUAGGGAACUGGAGGGCAUUUGCUGAUGCUCUUGGCUACAGCAAUCUACCUUUGACGUACUUCUGUCGAGCAGACCUGGACAGUGAGCCAGAAAGGGUGGCCUCUGUUUUGGAAAAGCUCAAGGAGGAUUGUAACAAUGUGGAAAGCAAGGAGAAGAAGUCUUUUCAGAAGGAGCUCAUGGCUGCCCUGCUGAAGAUGGAUUGCCAGGGAUUGGUGGCCCGACUCAUUAUGGAUUUUGUGCUGCUGACCACGGCCGUUGAGGUGGCUCCGCGGUGGAGGGAGCUGGCUGAGAAGCUGGCCCGUGUGUCCAGGCAGCAAAUGGAUGCCUAUGAGGCCCCACACCGAGACAAGAAUGGAGUGGUGGAUAGUGAUGUGAGUACCAGCCCAGCUAUGUGGAAGCCAGCCUACGACUUCCUGCUGACAUGGGCAGCCCAGAUUGGGGACAGCUAUAGAGAUGUGAUCCAGGAGUUGCACAUGGGGCUGGACAAGAUGAAGAACCCCAUCACCAAGCGCUGGAAGCACCUAACAGGCACACUCAUCCUGGUCAACUGCCUCGAUAUGCUCCGGAGCUCUGCCUUUAGCCCUGCUGCACAGGAUGACUUUGCCAUCUAAGCCCCUUCACCACUACACCACUAGUCAUCAGGAUAACUGUGACAACCCAUUCCUUCUCUCAGUCCUGAUUCCAGACUAGAGAUGCUGUUUGACAGUCAUAGCCAAAACAGUCACAUACUGUCAGUAUUUCAUCCCCUUUUUCAGUAGUAUUUUUCUGGGGUCCCUCAAUGUAUAAUUUUUUACUCCCAAAUCGCACAAGGCUUCUUUUGGUACCACUAGUUUUUAAACAUAUGCUGAAAAAGAGGAGAUUAAUAAAAGUAAAAAAAGAAAUGUCACCUGUCCUAAUAUGUUUAUGAGCAUUGAACUUUAAUAACGCAGUGCUUCGGUGGUGUUCAGCUGUGGACUUUUUUCUUAAAAUAAAUUCAUCUGGCAUUAACAGAAUGGACAUUUUCCAAAAAUGAGAUUAUAUCUUUAAGCAGCAAGGGGACACGUACAGACUCUGACAGUUGUUUUUACAACAUAAGGACUAUUUUUUUUUUCUUCCUGCAGCUCCUCUUCUCCAAAAGAUUCCUGGAUUUAGUCAGGUGUUGCCUCACUUUUCUCCAGUUUGGCAUUCUUUUUACAAAUGUGUUUUUAUAUGUUUUAUACGGCAUUGUGUCGAAAAACAAGUAAGGAUUUUUCACCUUUUUGUACCCUAAAUAUUAUUGUAAUUGUAUUUAAUAUACCUUCUGUCUGUCAUUGCAAUGCCAACUAUAAAUCAUAAUUGAUCAUUCGUCUGAAAGCUUAUGAGUAAUUUUUUUUUCUCAUCACAGUGCUGAAUGCUGUUAUGCUCAGUGCACAAAAAUGUCCAUUAUCUUAUGACUUGUUAAAUUUUUUUGAGGAAAACCUAUGUAAAUAUUUGUUUGAAAAGUUUUGUUUGGUAUAACUGAUUUACUGUUUUCUAUUGAAUGUUAUUUAGGGGAAUGGCCUCACUCCAUCACCUGGAUUGUUUUAAAGCCCACUCUGUUCUUUGACUGUUACUUAAUGUCACAUGUUUAGGUCACAAUGUUUGCCAUUCUUUUUCUAUAGAACACUACUUCAAAAAAGAAAAAAACCUAGGAACAAAUCAGUGGGUCAAACUUUUCUGUAUUUCAUUGUCAUGAAUUUAAUAA
Molecule: messenger RNA, 4217 nt
Organism: Scleropages formosus (Asian bonytongue)
Lineage: Eukaryota; Metazoa; Chordata; Actinopteri; Osteoglossiformes; Osteoglossidae
Product: SH3 domain-binding protein 4-A-like
Exons: 5
Coding region: 202-3126 (974 amino acids)
Cellular component (GO): cytoplasm
Molecular function (GO): protein binding
Source: RefSeq, a predicted model, not a curated record